AUGCAGCGCGCUCUGUCUACCCGGACUUCGGUCCUUUCCGCCGCUUCCAAGCGUGCCCCUUUCUACCGCUCCGGUUUGAACCUCCAACAGCAGCGUUUUGCUCACAAGGAGCUCAAGUUCGGUGUUGAAGCCCGUGCCAACCUCCUCAAGGGUGUUGACACCCUGGCCAAGGCCGUCACCUCCACUCUGGGUCCUAAGGGUCGCAACGUCUUGAUCGAAUCCCCCUACGGCUCCCCCAAGAUCACCAAGGAUGGCGUGACUGUCGCCAAGGCUGUUACUCUGCAGGACAAGUUCGAGAACCUCGGUGCCCGUCUCCUCCAGGAUGUCGCCUCCAAGACCAACGAGACUGCCGGUGACGGUACCACCACCGCUACCGUUCUGGCCCGUGCCAUCUUCUCCGAGACCGUGAAGAACGUCGCCGCUGGCUGCAACCCCAUGGAUCUGCGCCGCGGUAUCCAGGCCGCCGUCGAGGCCACCGUCCAGUACCUCGUCGAGAACAAGCGUGCCAUCACCACCGGUGAGGAGAUCGCUCAGGUCGCCACCAUCUCCGCCAACGGCGACACUGCCAUCGGUAAGCUCAUCUCCACCGCCAUGGAGCGCGUCGGAAAGGAAGGUGUCAUCACCGUCAAGGAGGGCAAGACCGUGGAGGACGAGCUCGAGUCCCAGAAGGUCGAGUUCGAGAAGCCCCUGAUCCUGCUCUCUGAGAAGAAGAUCUCUGCUGUCCAGGACAUUAUCCCUGCCCUGGAGGCCUCCACCACCCUUCGCCGCCCCCUGGUCAUCAUCGCCGAGGACAUCGAGGGUGAGGCUCUUGCUGUCUGCAUCCUGAACAAGCUGCGCGGACAGCUCCAGGUCGCCGCCGUCAAGGCCCCCGGCUUCGGUGACAACCGCAAGAGCAUUCUGGGUGAUCUGGCUGUUCUGACCAACGGUACCGUCUUCACUGACGAGCUCGACAUCAAGCUCGAGAAGCUCACUCCCGAGAUGCUCGGUACCACCGGUGCCAUUACCAUCACCAAGGAGGACACCAUCAUUCUCAACGGUGAGGGCAGCAAGGACAGCAUUGCCCAGCGCUGCGAGCAGAUCCGCGGCGUCAUGGCCGACCCCGGUACCUCCGAGUACGAGAAGGAGAAGCUCCAGGAGCGUCUCGCCAAGCUCUCUGGUGGUGUCGCCGUCAUCAAGGUCGGUGGCUCCUCCGAGGUUGAGGUUGGUGAGAAGAAGGACCGUGUCGUGGAUGCCCUGAACGCCACCCGCGCUGCCGUUGAGGAGGGUAUCCUCCCCGGUGGUGGUACCGCUCUUCUGAAGGCCUCCGCCAACGCCCUGGAGAACGUCAAGCCUGCCAACUUCGAUCAGCAGCUCGGUGUCUCCAUCAUCAAGAGCGCUAUCACCCGCCCCGCCCGCACCAUCGUCGAGAACGCCGGUCUUGAGGGUAGCGUCAUUGUCGGCAAGCUCACCGACGAGUUCGCCAAGGACUUCAACCGUGGAUUCGACAGCUCCAAGGGCGAGUACGUUGAUAUGAUCGCCAGCGGUAUCGUCGACCCCCUCAAGGUUGUCCGCACUGGUCUGGUUGAUGCCAGCGGUGUUGCCUCCCUGCUCGGUACGACCGAGGUUGUCAUCGUCGAUGCUCCCGAGGAGAAGGGCCCUGCUGCCCCUGCUGGUGGCAUGGGUGGUAUGGGUGGUAUGGGCGGCAUGGGCGGUGGUAUGUUCUAA
Messenger RNA from Penicillium waksmanii, 1704 nucleotides. It is a transcript of the gene hsp60, whose product is annotated as chaperone ATPase HSP60. Gene Ontology annotation, biological process: apoptotic mitochondrial changes; protein refolding; protein import into mitochondrial intermembrane space. Bases 1 to 1704 code for a protein of 567 amino acids. Gene Ontology annotation, molecular function: protein-folding chaperone binding; ATP binding; ATP-dependent protein folding chaperone. The record is from RefSeq and is a predicted model, not a curated record. The transcript is spliced from 4 exons. Gene Ontology annotation, cellular component: mitochondrial inner membrane; mitochondrial matrix. Lineage: Eukaryota; Fungi; Ascomycota; Eurotiomycetes; Eurotiales; Aspergillaceae.